CCCUCGCUUCACAUUUCACAGUUCGCUCCACCAAAAAUUUCACACCUAAGACCAGAAUGACUUCCUCCAUCGCCUUCAAGUCCUUCACCGGACUCCGCCAUUCCUCGGCUGAACCUCCCAAACUUCAUUCCCAGUUACACAACAUUUCCCCUCCCAACUAUUGCCAGCGCCGCCUUCAGAUAACCGCUGGCAUAUCCAGUCCCAAGCUCCAGAACCGCAACCUCCGAGUAGCAGUCAUCGGCGGUGGCCCCGCCGGUGGCGCAGCCGCCGAGACCCUUGCUAAAGGUGGCAUUGAGACUUACCUCAUCGAACGCAAGCUCGACAACUGCAAACCAUGCGGCGGAGCAAUUCCUCUUUGCAUGGUGGGCGAGUUUGACUUGCCAUUAGACAUCAUAGACCGCAAGGUGACCAAGAUGAAGAUGAUCUCCCCUUCCAACAUCGCCGUGGACAUUGGGCAAACUCUGAAGCCCCACGAGUACAUUGGGAUGGUGAGACGCGAGGUGCUUGAUUCUUACUUGAGAGAGAGAGCGGCGAGUAAUGGGGCCAAUGUCAUCAAUGGUUUGUUCUUGAAAAUGGACAUUCCAAAGGGUGGUAGAGGCAGCGAGACUGCACCUUAUGUCCUCCAUUACACGGAGUAUAAUGGAAAGGUAGGUGGGGCAGGACAGAAGAAGACUCUGGAGGUUGAUGCAGUAAUUGGUGCUGAUGGAGCCAAUUCCCGUGUUGCCAAGUCCAUUGGUGCUGGUGAUUAUGACUACGCCAUUGCUUUUCAGGAGAGAAUCAGAAUCCCUGAUGAUAAAAUGGUGUACUAUGAGAACCUAGCUGAAAUGUAUGUCGGUGAUGAUGUAUCUCCAGACUUUUAUGGAUGGGUGUUCCCCAAAUGUGACCAUGUUGCUGUUGGAACUGGCACAGUCACUCACAAAGGAGACAUCAAGAAGUUCCAAUUAGCUACAAGAAAUAGAGCCAAAGACAAGAUCCUUGGGGGCAAGAUUAUUCGAGUAGAGGCACACCCAAUACCAGAACACCCGAGGCCACGCAGGUUAUCAGACAGAGUAGCACUAGUAGGGGAUGCGGCAGGGUAUGUGACGAAAUGUUCAGGCGAGGGCAUCUACUUUGCGGCGAAGAGUGGGAGAAUGUGCGCGGAGGCAAUCGUUGAGGGGUCAGGGAAUGGGAAGAGGAUGGUGGAUGAGAGUGACCUGAGGAAGUACUUGGAGAAAUGGGACAAAACGUAUUGGCCAACAUACAAGGUGCUGGAUGUGUUGCAGAAAGUAUUCUACAGAUCGAACCCAGCAAGAGAGGCAUUCGUGGAGAUGUGUGCAGAUGAGUAUGUGCAGAAAAUGACUUUCGAUAGCUAUUUGUACAAGAAGGUGGUACCCGGGAAUCCUUUGGACGAUUUGAAGUUGGCUUUCAAUACCAUUGGGAGCUUGGUGAGGGCUAAUGCUCUUAGAAAGGAGAUGAACAAGCUUAGCGUAUGAGCUACCUAUGCUAAGAUUUAUGUGUCUUUGUUCAUUUAUGUAUUAAUUAAAUCUUAGCUAGCAUAUAUGCUAAGAUUUAAAAAUUUAGCUACGAUAUUUAUGUGUCUUUUGUUCUUGCUGUUAAAAAUAUGAUAGCUAAAGAGGAAAUGGGAUGUUCAGAUUGUUCAUGUCUACAGAGAAGCAAGUGUUGUUGCAGACUGGCUUGCCAACAGUGCUUUUUCUUUUGAUCUUGGCCCUCACAUACUGGUUUCUCCAGCUGGGUCGACUGCUUUUUCAAGAUGCCUCUGGUUUUGCUCAGUGCAGAGACGUGCUGAUGCUUCCUUGGUUUGAGUUUGUCUUGUUCCUUUAAUCAAAAAAAAAAAAAAGAAAGAAAGAAAAAAAAGCUACGAUUUAAAAAUAUUAAUAAUAAAUUUGCAUUAAAUUAUUUAUUUA
Molecule: messenger RNA, 1904 nt
Organism: Hevea brasiliensis (rubber tree)
Lineage: Eukaryota; Viridiplantae; Streptophyta; Magnoliopsida; Malpighiales; Euphorbiaceae
Product: geranylgeranyl diphosphate reductase, chloroplastic
Exons: 2
Coding region: 57-1472 (471 amino acids)
Biological process (GO): photosynthesis; chlorophyll biosynthetic process
Cellular component (GO): chloroplast thylakoid membrane
Molecular function (GO): FAD binding; oxidoreductase activity, acting on the CH-CH group of donors, NAD or NADP as acceptor
Source: RefSeq, a predicted model, not a curated record